AUGGCAUAUCAGUCAUUGAACGCAGGAAGCGGACGAUUGAUCCAGGAGAAACAACACACGACAGAUCCAAAAGCACAAUAUUAUCCAGUGGAACGGAUAUCUUCACGGCAUGCCUCUGAAGAAACACUGACACACGACACGUCAAUAACCACUGCUCGGAAGGGUGUCAAAACUCGACGGUGUACCACAUCUAUCGUUGAUACAUGGACGCUGGAGAUCGUGCUGUCGAUACUCGCCCUAGGGUGUCUGGCGGCGAUCACAGCGGUGCUCCUGACCUACCGUGGCAAAGCCGCACCCUCGUUACCCUUCAACAUGACACUCAACACACUCAUUUCCAUCAUCGCCACUGGAGCGAAGUCUUCCACCAUCGCCGUCGUGGCAUCUUCACUCGGACAAGCCAAAUGGAUCCAUUUUCGCAGCGGCACUCGCCCACUAAGCCAGGUACAACUCUUCGACGAUGCAAGCUCUGGGCCACUAGGCUCGAUGUGGCUAUUUUUCGGCAAGGCUGCAUUGUCGUUACCGGCGAUUGGAGCGCUACUCAUCAUCGUAGCUCUCCCUUACGACCCAUUCAUCCAGCAGCUCAUCACAUUCUCCCAACCUGAGUCCACCGGUGUGCUUACCAGUAAAGCCAACGCCUUCUUCAUGACCGAGAGUGCCUUCCGCACUCAAGCCAUCUCCAACGCGAUUUAUGGCAACAUCGACGACUUCGGCCGCCGGCCCAGUUGCCCUUCCGGAAACUGCACUUGGGCGCCCUUCGACUCGCUCGGCUGGUGCAGCAAGUGCGAAGACAUGACCUCAGAGGUCAACACCGAUGACUGCACUUGGUCCUUCUCCUCCCUUUCCGACCUCGACCCCAGCGUUGGCGAAUACACCGGCGCAUGCAAUAUCUCCUUUGGUAAAGGCAACUCACUACCACUCCAAUGGUCCGUCUCCCUCACCAACGCCACUCGUCCCACUACCGGCAGCACCAGCGUCUGGACAUUCAACAUCGACAACGAAGCGAUCUGGACUAUCGCCCAGUCGACCGAUUUCGCCCGUCCGUCCCCGAACGCCACCUAUCUUUCCGUGUCCUGGCCCCAACUUGUCCUCGGCUACCUGCGCAUGGACUUCGCCGACCCUUCCGCCCCAGAAAAGGGUGCCACGUUGUCGAAAGCUACUCAGUGCGUCUUAUCCUAUUGCACCACCACCGAUACUGUCCGCGUCGCCGGCAGCGGCGUCCACCAGCAGAACCGCAGCGAGCCCAACUUUGGCACCGUGUUCCUCAACCCUGACGGGCGGCCCUGUUGGACUGCGGACCCCGGAGCGGCGGUCAAUGAAGGGGCAGCGAAUGAUUACACGAACAUCACAGUGUACGCCCGCUCCCGCUCCCUCCUUCAAGGAGUCGAAAGCACGUACUCCAUCGACCCGGCGCACUUCACCUUCUGCUACGAUGAUCCGGGGUCCGUCAAUCUCACGCAAGCGCCCGGUGCAUGGGGCGCUGAACUCGCGCGUGCGGUCACAGGAACUCUCGUUACUGUCGGUAAAUUCGGACCAGGCGCGGCAGAGUCCAUGGACUCGGAUUUGAGGGCUGCGGGUGACGAUAUCGGGGAUGGGUUCAGCUAUAUCGUUAACUUCGACCGAGACAUUGCAGGCGUGGCGGAGAGGAUGGCCGCCGCGUAUACAGAUUUGGGGUAUGACAGGAAUAAGAGCGUGAACACGACGGAGGAUAUGAAGGGGCUGAUGUUCUCGAACGAGCGGCUGAUGCAAUUGAGGUGGUGGUGGGGAGCUUUGCCGGUGGGCAUUUGGGUAGUGAGCGUUCUGUUCUUGGUCUUCGUGGCGGUGAAGAGCAGGAGUCUGGGGCUGGAGGUGUGGAAGGGAGGCACGCUGGUGUAUCUAUUCAGUGGUAUUGGAGAGCAGCAUUGUAGGGCUGGAAUGGCGAGCACUGUGGCUGCUUUUCCUGGUCCUGCUACUGCUUCUGGGUAUAGCCGCAGCGGCCUCCCGAGCGUAGGGAAGCUGAGCGAAAUGGAGAGCAUCGCGCGUAGAACAGGCAUCAGGCUGAGCGGCAGCAAAAGCGAGCAGAAGCGGAUCGUCAUCGAGUCGCGAUCGAUGGGUGACGAUGCUGGAGUAAAGUAUUCUGGGUGA
Molecule: messenger RNA, 2121 nt
Organism: Cyphellophora attinorum
Lineage: Eukaryota; Fungi; Ascomycota; Eurotiomycetes; Chaetothyriales; Cyphellophoraceae
Exons: 1
Coding region: 1-2121 (706 amino acids)
Source: RefSeq, a predicted model, not a curated record